AUGGCGGAUGAGGAUAUCUAUGAGACCAUGCCGAUGACAGAAGCUGCUCCCCAGCCCAAAGAUCUCCGGGCACAGAGGAAGCUGCAAGCGGUUGAAGAAGCGGUGCAGAAGCUCCAAGUCUCUCUGCAGCCUGACAACGCCUCGGACGCAUCAGCAAAGAGAUCGGACAGUAAGUCGCAGGACGAGGGUCUUAGGCAUCAGGGUCUGCAGCUAUUGGAUGAAGCGCAGGCAGGAGUCCGGAUGCUGAAAGCCCAGCUGGGUAACGUCAGUGCAGCAUAUGGAGAAAUCCAGAUCCGUCUGGACAACGUCAGUGCAGCGUAUGGAGAAAUCCAGAUCCGGCUGGACAACGUCAGUGCAGCGUAUGGAGAAAUCCAGAUCUGGCUGGACAACGUCAGUGCAGCGCGAGCAGCAGUGCAAGGUCGCUACAGUGACGUGCUGACAAAGCUCUCCAGGGGCUGGAGGUUUUACGGUGGGAACCUCUAUUACUUUUCACAAGAAAAGAAGCCGUGGGAUGAGGCCGAGCAGUUCUGUGUGUCUCAGGACUCGCACCUGACCUCUGUCUCCUCCCAGGAACAGGAGUUUCUCUCCAAGGAGACCAAGGGAGAAGCUCACUGGAUUGGACUCACCGACCGGGAGACAGAAGGCAGCUGGCGCUGGGUGGAUGGCACAGAAUACAGAGCAGAUGCAAGCAGGGGGUUCUGGGCGGAGAAUGAGCCAAACAAUCACGAUCCAAACAAAGAUGGUGGAGAAGACUGUGUUCACACCGAGCCAAGAAAGCGGAAUUUGUGGAAUGAUUACAAGUGCACUGAGCCUUUCAGGUGGAUUUGUAAGCGGGCCCAUGGAUGGGCUGGGCUGUGACAUGCAGGUCCCAGCACCUGAGAAAGCGCCUUAAUUUCCAAGCUAUGGAGCAUGUUUUCCAGCCACCUGCCGAUGAGGAGCCCUGUGCACUGGAGGGGGCCGCAUGGGAUGUGCAUCGCAGGGACGCUUUGUCUUGCUGUGAUAUUUCUGGCUUUAGCAGCGACAGCUGCCCUUAUGCCGCUCAGUGUGGCUGGCUCUGUAAUUUGUAUG
This is a messenger RNA of Mauremys reevesii (Reeves's turtle), 1068 nucleotides long. RefSeq names its product C-type lectin domain family 4 member F-like. Lineage: Eukaryota; Metazoa; Chordata; Testudines; Geoemydidae. The coding region runs from base 1 to 858 and encodes 285 amino acids. The record is from RefSeq and is a predicted model, not a curated record. The transcript is spliced from 6 exons.